Messenger RNA from Rhizopus microsporus ATCC 52813, 1942 nucleotides. RefSeq names its product EF-hand. Gene Ontology annotation, molecular function: zinc ion binding; kinase binding; calcium ion binding. The record is from RefSeq and is a predicted model, not a curated record. Gene Ontology annotation, biological process: calcium-mediated signaling. The transcript is spliced from 5 exons. Lineage: Eukaryota; Fungi; Mucoromycota; Mucoromycetes; Mucorales; Rhizopodaceae. Bases 231 to 1688 code for a protein of 485 amino acids.
CUGGUUCAACAAAAUCCUCUAAGAGUAAGAAGAUGUGAUCCUAAUUCUACACUUUUUACACUUGUUAAAAAAGAAUUCUUUUCAUUAUAUUUACCUAUGAGAAAGAGGAAUCAUAGUCAUAUUCCAUUCUCUCAGUCUCUCUCUCACUGAGAUAAUGAGUAUCCAAUAGAAUCGUUUUUUAAUUUAAGAAUUACUCUUUCUCCCUUUCACUGAAUAUUCUUCACUUCAAUAUGGUCCGUCAGAUUUCAAAAGCAAUUUUAGUUGCUUCCGGUGUAAUAACUGGAUUAGCAACUAUAGCUAUUAUAUCUUACUUUAGACAAUCUCAUGAACGACAAGAGAACUCAAAUAGACUAAGACGCUCACGACAUAUGCGAAGAAGACGAAACAAUACAGAAGAAGCGGGUAAACCUCUGUCAUUGUUUAAGGAAUGGGGCGACGAUGACAAUAGGAAUCUACUGAACCUUUUACAUGCUAUUUCAGAAAACCAAUCCCGAAAAGAAGGAUACAUACAUCGUGGAAUUACUUGCAAUAAAUGCAGCGUAUCGCCCAUUCGAGGGACACGGUACAAGUGCGCUAAUUGUGUCGACUUUGAUUUAUGCGAAAUGUGUGAAGGAUCUAAUAGUCAUAUCAAUACCCACGUCUUUCUAAAGAUUCGAAUACCCAUUCCACCAUUAGCUAAUCCACGAAGUGCACUAUUACCAUCCUUUUAUCCUGGUAAACUUCACAGCAAGGCUCCGUUAUCUUUGGAAAAAUACAAAGAGCUACAGAAUUCAUCACACUUUGAUCAAAUAGAAUUAGAAGCACUAUAUGAACAAUUCAAGACCCUUUCUACAGUGGAUACAGAAGAAGGAGGAAUCGACCGAGAGACAUUUGAACAGUGCCUUGGUCCUUUAGGAUUAGAAAAGAAUUUGAUCACAGAAAGGAUAUUUGCUUUCUUCGAUCAAGACAGUGAUGGAAUUAUUAGUUUUCCUGAAAUUGUGCAUGGCCUAAGUAUACUCUGUAAAGGAAAUUUAGAUGAAAAGAUUGAAUAUGCCUUCAAAGGCUACGACUUGGAUAAUGAUGGAUAUAUAUCCAGAGAUGAACUUUAUAGAAUGUACAAAUCUUACUUUUAUUUAUCGAUGGAGCUUGUCCGAGAUGUAGUAAGCGCAAUGGAAGAUGAAAUGAUGGAUUCUUUUGAAUUUUCAGCGUCACAACCAGUAAGCGCUGCAUUCAAUGUAGCCAUGCCUUCUACCUCUUCAGACAGACAGCAGAGUGAGAGUGAAAAUGAUGGGUCUAUUGAUGAUAAUGAAGCUGGACCUUCAACCAAAAAGAGAAAGUAUCCCUUAAAAGAAGAUCACUUUCUAAGACAGUACGCACUUGAGGCAGAACAAGCUAGAGUGAUUGCUAAUGCAUCUGAGGCACAAGUAGAUGAUAUGACAGCAGAUGCUCUUCGCACGGAUAGUCAAAAAUUACUUUUAUCAAAAGACGAUCUAAAAAGCAAACAAAAGAAUGGAAAGAAGGUGUGGGAAGAGAAGUUCCCAAUCAUGGAGACAAUGACACAAGGAGCCAUUAAUGAAAUGGUUGAUAAGACAUUCAAAAGCAUCAAGACAGAAAGAGAUGGCUAUAUUAACUUUGAAGAAUUUAAACAGUGCGUUCAAACUGAUUCAAGUAUUGUGAGCUGGUUUGAAGCAUUGGGUACAGUCUUUUAGAAUAAAUGGAUCUUUUAGCGAAUACCACAUGAUCCUAUAGGAUAUAUAAGAAACUGUUGACUCUUCUUUACUCUUCCUGAAGCUCUAUAUUCUAUCAUAUAGCCAUUUUAUAGUCAGACGCUUUGAUCUAUAAAGGUGUAAAUGCUCUUUAAAUAAACAAAGGACACAUGAUCAACUAACUAAGGAUACACGGACGCUUUUUUAUAUAUGAAUGUAAAAAAAAGAAGAUAUCAUCUUCACAUCUUAAAACGAUG